GGCACGCCCCCGGGGUGACGUCACACAGUGGCAGUGCCACGCAGCCCCGGGAGAAGCGAGGCGCAUUCUGACGUUGCGCUGACACGUCCUUGCAGCUGUUGCAGCGGUGCUGGAGGGCAAGAUGCGUUUCGGGGCGGCCGCGCUUUGCCUUUGCUUGCAGGCUUUUGCCCUUCUGCCUCUCCAAGCGGGCGGGCAACUGGGAGGUGCCGCUGCGGACCAAGUGCAGAUGGAGGUCUUGCACGCCCCCCAGGAGUGCCACCAAAAGAGCAAGAAAGGCGAUCUGUUGAAUGCUCACUACGACGGCUACUUGGCCGCUGAUAAAUCCAAGUUUUAUUGCAGCCGAACGCAAAAUAAAGGCCACCCAAAAUGGUUUGUUCUUGGAGUUGGACAAGUCAUCAAAGGACUGGAUAUUGGCAUGUUGAAUAUGUGUCCUGGGGAGAAACGCAGAGUAAUCAUUCCACCUUCGUUAGCAUAUGGGCUGCAAGGAUAUGAACCAGCAAAAAUUCCACCAAAUGCAACACUGAUCUUCGAGAUUGAAUUGUAUGCGAUAACUAAAGGACCACGCAGUGCCGAGGCUUUUACCCAAAUAGACUUGGACAGUGACAAAAAACUCUCAAGAGAUGAGAUAAGUGAUUAUUUGAAGAAAGAAUUUGAAAAAGAUGGAAAGAAACGUGACCCGUCGGUUCAUGGUACAGUUUUGGUUGAUAUAUUUAAAAGAAAUGACCAUGACGGAGAUGGGUUCAUAUCUGCAAAAGAAUACAAUGUCUACCAACACGAUGAACUAUAACUAAUCAGUACCAGGAGAUCUUUCAUUGCCUUAUGGACUGUAUGGGCCCCAAUCUAGCAAUUCUUCUUGCAUGGACUUUCAAUGGAAUGGACACUUCAAUGGAAUGGACAGGGCUGCAUUUAUAGCACUGUCCCUUCCAUUUAAAUCAGUAUGAAAGUUAGUUUGCCCUUCAUGCACACCAGAGUGAAGGUGGAGUUGUGGGUUAUAGGUGUAAGAGUUGCAGUCCAUUGAAAAGCCAUGCUCUGUUCUGUCCCCUUAAUGUCUCUGGGACUUGUGCAUGAAACUUAGAAUCAUAGAGAUGGAAGAGACCACAAGGGCCAUCGAGUCCAAUUCCCUGGCAUGCAGGGUUACACAAUCAACGAGUACUCCUGACAGAUGGCUAUCCAGCCUCUCUUUAAAAGUCUCCAAAUAAGGAGACUCUGCCACUCUCUGAGGUAGCUUAUGCCACUGUCAAACAGUCCUUACCAUCAGGAUGUUCUUCCUAAUGUUUAGGUGAAAAUUCUUUUUCUGUACCUUAUUUCUUGUCCUAGUCUCUGAAGCCGCAGAAAUCAAGUUUGUUCCAUAUUUAAACACGGCUAUCAUGUCACACCUUAACCUUCUCCAGACUUAACAUACCUGGCUCCUUAAACCACUCCUCACAGGACAUGGAAUCCAGACCUUUAACCAUUUUGGUUGCCCUCCUCUGGACUUGUUCCAGCUUGUCAGCAUCCUUCUUGGUGCUCAGAACUGGACACAGUAUUCCAGGUGAGUCUGACCAAUGUAGAAUAGAGCGGUAUUAUUACAUCCUUCUAUCUAGACACUAUAUUCCUAUUGAUGCAGCCAAGAAUUGCAUUGGCUUCCUUGGCUGUCACAUCAUGCUGCUGACUCAUGUUCAGUUUGUGGUCUGCUAAGACUCCCAGAUCCCUUUCACGUGUACUGUUAUCAAGCUGGGUGUCACCCAUCUCAUAUCUGUGCAUUUCAUUUUUUUCUGUUUAAGUGUUGGUAUCAUACCUUUUGGUUUGGUCUGUCAACCAAUUACAAAUCUAACAGUUGCAUUGUCUAGCCGACAUUUUACUAGCUUGCUUGAAAUAAUGUCAUGGGGGACCUUGUCAGAGACCUUAAAGAAAUAAAGGCAUGCUACAUCCACAGCAUUCCCUUCAUUUACCAAACUUGUCAUUAUAUAUUAAAAAAGAGAUUAGUCUGGCCUGACUUGUUUUUGAGAAACCCAUGUUGACUUUUAGUGAUCACAACAUUCCCUACUGAGUGUUUACAGAUUGUCUGUUUAAUGAUCUGCUCCAGAAUCUUUCCUAGUUCUGAUGUCAGGCUGACUGGGUGGUAAUUGUUUGGGUCCUCUUUUUUCCCCUUUUUGAAGAUGGGGGACUAUUAGCCCUCCUCCAGUCUGCUAGGAUGUCUGUCUUCCAAGAAUUCUCAAAGAUUGGUUCUGAGAUUACUUCUGCCAGUUCUUUUAGUACCCUGGGAUGUAGCUCCUCUGACCCUGGAUAAUUGAAUUCAUUUAAAGAAGCCACAUAUUCCUGUACUACUUUUUUGUUCCGUGCUGAAUUUCUCCUACUGCAUCUUCUGUUCCAUUUCCUCUGGUUGAGUACUGUUUUCCCUUUGGGAGAAGGCCGAGGCAAAGAAGGUGUUGAGUAGUUCUGCCUUAUCUCCACGCAGUGACCCUAUCAUAUUGUUUUUCUUCCUUUUGCUAUGGACAUAACAAAAAAGUCUUUUUUACUUGCUUUUAACCUCUCUAGCAAGCCUGAGCUCAUUCUGUGCUUUAGUUUUUCUGACUUUCUCCCUAGACAUCCUGGCUAUUCAUUUUAAUUCCACUUUGGUGAUUUCCCCAUUUCCAUUUCUUGUAUGUGUCCCUUUUAAAUCUUAGUUCAGUUGAAAGUUCUGUAGACACCCAUUCUGGUUUCCUUAGACACCUCCUAUUUUUUUCCUCAUUGGAACUGUUUGAAAUUGUGCCUUCGAGAUCUUGCUUUUAAGAAACUCCCAUCCAUCAUGCACUCCCAUCUCUUUUAAUAUACUUAACCACAGGAUCACACCUAGUAGUUUCCAAAGUUUACUGAAAUCAGCUUUCUUAAAAGUCUAGAUUGUGUGUCUGACUACGCUUGGCAUCCUGUUUCCACUGUACAGCAAAUUCCAGGAGAACAGGUGAUCCCCACCUAAGGAUCCUACCACUUAACUUGUGAUUUGGAUUUAUAGCUGAAACAUUCCAAAAUGUGUGUGUUAUUUUCUGUACUUUGUAUUGCGAUUUUUAUGCCUUCUCAAGAAUAAAAGUAGUUACAUUUCAGUAACAGAGUUUGAUAAACUGUGAAAAA
Messenger RNA from Sphaerodactylus townsendi, 3087 nucleotides. RefSeq names its product FKBP prolyl isomerase 7 (gene FKBP7). The record is from RefSeq and is a predicted model, not a curated record. Bases 122 to 787 code for a protein of 221 amino acids. Lineage: Eukaryota; Metazoa; Chordata; Lepidosauria; Squamata; Sphaerodactylidae. Gene Ontology annotation, molecular function: calcium ion binding; peptidyl-prolyl cis-trans isomerase activity. The transcript is spliced from 4 exons.